AGUUUUGAUAGCUGAUGCUUAGAUUUUUCAAAACAAUGAGUUAUUUAUUGGUGGUUGACAGCUUAGGGAUCUAAUAAUUCGUUGCAUACCGAUAAACUAGCGCCACUCAGGGCUUAUGCGACCUGAUAAUAUAUGUCAAUAGAUAUAUCUGAGAUAUCUCUAUCUGAAUGCUAGAGGCCUAAUCAAUGUACUCGAAAUUAUCGUCGUUUAUUACAAUGACUUUAUGCAAUAGUUGGUAAGAGGCGAUAGCUUUUUUCCGUACCUUUUUUUUUCAUUGGUUUUUUCCAUUCUUCGUCUGUAGACGACAUUGUACUUUCGCGUUAUUUUUAUGAUUCGUCCUCUCUUUCAUACAUACGACACAGAGAGAUGAAAACAGGCGAGUUUUUUUGCAUUCUUCGUUUGUCGAGAAGACAACGUUUUUUUGUUCCUUCGCACUGUUAAUCCUCUCUUGCGUACAUAUGACAUAAAGUGAUGAAAAUAAGCGGAUUUUUUCCCACGUUGUGUCUGCAGAUAGUGUUGCUUCUUUUGUCUCUUUGUACUAUUCAUUCUUUCCUCCCACACUUGCUAUAUAAAUUGGCAGAACCAAUCAUAAAAAAAUGAAACAAAUAGUAACGAUAUUAUUUAUCGAUUGUUUAGACAUUUCGAAAUUUCAUUAGUAAAUGUAAUUUCUUUAUUAAGCUAUAAUUAUUACAUAUUAUAUUUUAUUGCAAAAUCAAAGGUAAGACUUUUCGAUUUAUAUUCAAAUAUUCUUUUUUCUAUAAAAAAAGGUUUUGCUUUUUAUUAGUGAUAUAUAAUAGUAUAUAUCGGUUUUAAUUAAAUGAUGUAUUCUGUAGAAGAAAUAUAUCAUGAUGCCGAAGAUUCAUCAAUAAAUCUUAAUUUAAAUUCUGAAAAUAUUGAAAUUAAAAAAUAUCGCCCUAAUGAUAUAAGAUCUAUUGAAAUAUUAAAAAAUGAUGAUGAUGAAUGUAAUAAUAAUGAUGUAGAUGAUAUAGAUGAUAUAAUCGGUUUACCUGAAGUUUCAAAUAUUAAAAGAAAAGAAAAUAAAUUUUAUCAACAUCAUUUACCUAUUGAUGAUGGAAUUUAUGAUGGUACAAUAAAUGAAGAAUCAUUACGUGAAGGACAAGGUACAUAUAGUAUUAAUAAUGGAAAAGAGUAUUAUUCUGGUUCAUGGAAAGAUGAUAAACCUAAUGGAUAUGGUGUUCAUCUAAAAGAUCAUGGUUUAACUAUUUAUCAUUGUAUAUUUGAAGAAGGAACACUUAAAGAAGGUUAUGGAAAAGUACAGAUAUCUAAAGAAUAUGAAUAUAAAGGUGAAAGUUAUAAUGGAGAAUUUAAUGGUCUUGGAAGUUUAUCAAUUAAAAAAGAAGGAAAAACAGAAAUUGUUUAUAGGAAUGAUCUUGAAGAAUAUUAUAAAAAACAAUCUAAAGUUUUUUAUAAUACUUUACAAGAUAUAAUUUUAUUAAAUAAUGAAAAUCAACAAAAUCAAAAAAAAUAUUUUCAAAAUUUAAUUGAUUUAUUUGAAAAACGUCUUUCAAAUCUUAAUUUAUUAAAAGAAAUAACUACUAAUACCAUUCUACCUCCAGAAUUAAAAUUAUCAGCUGAUCUUUUAUAUAAUGUAGAUGAUAGUUAUACAAAAUUAAGUAAAUAUACAAUAAUAGAUACAAAAACAAAUUAUAAUAAUUGUAUUAAUGAGAUUUGUUUAAGAGGUUUAAAAGUUUAUGCUAGAAGAUUAGCUUGGUCUGAUGAUGAAAAUAAAAAUCAUUUUAUUUCUGAUAAAAAUAUUUUUGAUAAUAGUUUAAAUGAAUUUUUAACAAAAUUAGAAUUAUCUGAUUUAAAAAAAAUACUUUGUAUAAAUCCAUUUGUAGUUGAUUUAGUUAAAAAAUUAAUACAUUUUGCUAAUGGAAGAGCAAUUAAAAUCUUUUCUCAAUAUCGAACGUAUUUUAUUAAUAUUCAUAUAAAAUUUUUAGGGAUUUUAUGGAAUAAUUAUUUGAAAAAUUUAGAUUAUAAUAACAUUUCAAAUAAAUUUGAUUAUAAAAAUGAUGAAAAAUAUCAUCUUUAUUCAGAUUGUUAUUCAAAUUUAUUAGAACUUUCGUUAUUAAAUGAAUUUGAAAUUGAAAUAAAAUUGGAAGUACACGAUCAGAAUAGUUAUAUUUCAGUAAAAUGUAAUGAAGAAUAUGCUUAUCAUAAUACAUCGAAUGAUAAACAAUUAAAGAUAAUCAUCUUUGAUGGAGCAAUAGGUAAUAAAAAAUCUGAAGAAAUUUUUAAUAUAGAAGAACGUAAUAAUAUUCAUUUUGUUGUAGAAGACAUUAAUCCCAAUGAUAUCGUUGUUUAUAUCUUACCAUUUAAUGGUAAUAAAAGUUUAGAUAUUGAGAUUAUAAAGUUUUUUCACGAUUUAGGUAGUACUAAAAUUGAUAAGUUAAAAGAAAAUGAGACAUGGAUUUGUGUGAUAAGAAAAAGUGAUAACAAAAUCUAUGAAGAAAUCAGUUGUAAUUCUGAACAAAAGUUAUUAAUAAAAGAAAAGUUUCAAUUUAAGUUAGAAAAUGAAAAUACUUUAGGAGAUAAGAAAAUUAUCAAAAACGAUAUUGAAUCAAUUAUUUAUAAAGUAAUGAAAUUUUCUUUAGAUAAUUUUAAACCAUGGAUAAAUAUUGAAGUUAAGAUAUGGUCUGACUAUUUAAAAAUAUCUAUUGAUCAAGAUACUUCGAUUAAAAAAAUAGCAGAUCAAUUAUUAAUUAAAAUUUUACAAGAUUCCAAUCAAAUCUUUCCUCAUG
Messenger RNA from Didymodactylos carnosus, 2762 nucleotides. Lineage: Eukaryota; Metazoa; Rotifera; Eurotatoria; Philodinida; Philodinidae. The record is from the annotation of a GenBank genome assembly.